CUUCUCUUUCUCUCUCUCUCUCUCUUCUUCAUCUUCUUAUCCUUCUCCCUCCUCUCUCUUAUAUAUCUACGAUCUCUCUGAACUCUAUCUGUUCCCUCCUGUGUCACACACGAGUGUACCUUCUUCUUCACCAAAACCUUCAACUAGGAAUCGAUCAAGAGAGUUGUUAGUGUAAGAGGCACCACCCUGAGAGAGACAUACAUAGAUACGUACGUAUGUACGUACGUACAUACUCUUUUACACUUUGUUGUGAUCGUUAUUACGAGACGGCACAAGAGAGCGGUUACAGUGGGGAUCAUUGUUGCUGCUGCUCAGGCCUUUUCUGUGGGUUCCCCCUUUUGAUAUUCGCUUUAUAGAGAAACAACGAGACAUGGCUGGCAGUAAUGAAGUCAACCUCAAUGAAUCAAGGAGUGUUGUUCCACUUAACACGUGGGUGCUUAUCUCCAAUUUCAAGUUAGCUUACAAUCUUCUUAGACGAGCUGAUGGAACAUUUAAUCGGGAGUUAGCAGAGUUUCUUGAUCGAAAAGUCCCUGCCAAUGCAAAUCCCGUUGAUGGGGUUUUCUCCUUUGAUCAUGUUGAUAGAAACAAUGGACUCUUCAAUCGUGUGUACUUACCAGCUUCUGAAAGCGAGGCUCAAUGGGGUAUCAAAGAUCUUGAAAGGCCAUUGAGUACCACAGAGAUUGUUCCUGUUAUAAUAUUCUUUCACGGGGGAAGUUUUUCGCAUUCUUCAGCAAAUAGUGCUAUCUAUGACACCUUCUGUCGCCGCCUUGUGAGUAUUUGUAAGGCUGUUGUCGUUUCAGUGAAUUACCGGCGAUCGCCGGAACAUCGGUGUCCUUGUGCCUAUGAUGAUGGUUGGGCUACAUUGAAGUGGGUUAAGUCAAGAACAUGGCUUCAAAGUGGAAGAGAAUCGAAGGUUCAUGUGUACAUGGUAGGGGACAGUUCUGGUGGGAACAUUGUUCAUCAUGUGGCUGUGAGGGCUGCUGAGGAAGAAGUUGAGGUAAUGGGAAAUAUUCUUCUUCACCCAUUGUUUGGUGGGGAGAAGAGAACCGAGUCAGAGAUGAGAUUGGAUGGGAAGUACUUUGUGAGGCUUCAAGAUCGUGAUUGGUAUUGGAGGGCUUUUCUACCUAAAGGAGAGGACAGAGACCAUCCUGCUUGUAACCCUUUUGGCCCUAGAGGGAAAAGCCUUGCAGGAGUCAAAUUUCCUAAAACUCUUGUUUGUGUUGCUGGUUUGGAUCUUCUCCAAGAUUGGCAAUUGGCAUAUGUGAAAGCACGUUCGAUAAAUAUGAUUCGUCUGAUAAAGUUGAUGACAAAUGUGAAGGCGGAAAAGAGAGUUUUGUGUAUGCAUAAUAGUGUGACUUAGGAAGAAUGAAACGUGUGAUUGAACUCGCGGGGGAGGGAGCGAGGACUUGUUCUUAAUCCACAUAUACCAAAAUAGGGCCAAGCCUAACCACCAUACACCAAAAGGACAAGAAAAGUUUUCACGCGAAGAAUGAUUGGCAGGAGUUUGAAUCAUAAUAUUUCUCUCUCUUUCAACAUCAAUCUGAUUAAUUAUUGUCAUCACCUUAUUGCCUGUUGUAUCAUGUCUAUUUGGAGCUUGGGAAAACAGCAAAUUCGGGAAUUUGGCAUUGUUUUGAGUCUUUUGACAGGGAGAACCCAUUUUCUAGUGGUUGGGAUUUUUGGAUGUAUUCAUAGGGACCACUUUUGGGAACCCACGAAACCAAAUAGUCCAAUUAAAAAAUUAAACCUGUUGGGUUUGCUUUAAAGUGUUUAAU
Molecule: messenger RNA, 1772 nt
Organism: Abrus precatorius (Indian licorice)
Lineage: Eukaryota; Viridiplantae; Streptophyta; Magnoliopsida; Fabales; Fabaceae
Product: gibberellin receptor GID1B-like
Exons: 3
Coding region: 371-1360 (329 amino acids)
Biological process (GO): positive regulation of gibberellic acid mediated signaling pathway; floral organ morphogenesis; raffinose family oligosaccharide biosynthetic process
Cellular component (GO): cytoplasm; nucleus
Molecular function (GO): gibberellin binding; hydrolase activity
Source: RefSeq, a predicted model, not a curated record